GGGUGCCGGGAUUGGCUUACCUCCUCUGUGCUGGGAGCAGUGCUAUGGUGGGCCAGGAGUCUCCUCCUCCUGGGAGCUGGGAUUGGUUCACCUCCUCUGUGCUGGGAGCGGUGCUAUGGCGGCCCCACAGCCUCCUCAGGUCAUACUUCAAGAAGACAACAGGAAAGAACACAUUUUCUUCUUGCCACAGAAGUUGCAAUAGAAAUCUGAAAAAAAUAUACAUGACUUUGGUUGCAUCUGAAGGUUUAAAUGCACCAAUGAGUAUUCUUAUCAUUGAGGCAUUCUAUGGAGGCUCCCAUAAACAGCUGGUAGAUCUGCUCCAAGAAGAGUUACAAGACUGUGUCCUUUAUACUCUUCCUGCAAAAAAAUGGCACUGGAGAGCCCGGACAGCGGCUUUGUAUUUCUCUCAGAAUGUUCCCAUCAGUGAGGAUUACAGGAUUCUUUUUGCAAGCUCAGUGCUUAACCUGACCGAACUGGCUGCCCUUCGGCCUGACCUUGGGAAAUUGAAAAAGAUUCUGUACUUUCACGAAAACCAAUUGGUGUAUCCUGUCAAGAAAUGUCAGGAGAGGGAUUUUCAAUAUGGAUAUAACCAAAUUCUUUCAUGCUUAGUGGCUGACGUGAUUGUAUUCAACUCAGUUUUUAAUAUGGAGUCAUUUCUCACUUCUGUUGGAAAAUUUAUGAAGCUGAUUCCUGAUCACAGACCCAAGGAUCUGGAAAGCAUCAUCAGACCCAAGUGCCAAGUUAUUUACUUUCCCAUCAGGUUUCCUGAUGUGAGCAGAUUCAUGCCCAAGCACAAAAUAACCCAUUUAAAGAAGAUGCUCAGCCUUAAAGGAAAUGGCAGUGCUGCUCUCUCCAUGGCCCUUCUUUCACAGCCGGAACAGAGAAACCCUGAGAAUUUAUUGGAGAAUUUUAAUUCAGUGGACAAUGUAUACUCUGAGCUUCAUACUGCACAGGAAAACCUGGAUAACUCAUCAAUGCAAGAGUCGGACUCAAAACAUUCAAAUUCAUCAGAUAAUUCAAGAUCUCAUCAUGGAGAAAAUACACAUCUGACUCUUAAUUCCUUUGACAGUUUGGGUGGAGUUGAUGAUCAGCAAAGACCGUUGCACAUUGUCUGGCCUCACAGGUGGGAGCAUGACAAAGAUCCAGAGAGUUUUUUUAAGGUAUUAAUACAUCUAAAGAACUUGGGACUCAUUUUCCACGUCUCUGUCCUUGGAGAAACUUUUACAGAUGUCCCAGAUGUAUUUUCAGAGGCCAAAAAGGCAUUGGGAUCUUCGGUCUUACACUGGGGCUACUUACCCUGCAAAGAUGACUAUUUCCAAGUACUGUGCAUGGCUGAUGUUGUCAUCUCAACAGCUAAGCAUGAAUUCUUUGGAGUGGCAAUGUUGGAAGCUGUGUAUUGUGGUUGUUAUCCACUUUGUCCCAAAGAUUUGGUUUAUCCCGAAAUAUUCCCAGCUGAAUAUCUGUAUUCUACACCUGAACAGCUUUCAAAAAAGCUCCAGAAUUUCUGCAAGAGACCAGAUAUUGUAAGAAAACAUCUCUAUAAGGGACAAGGUGGAAAUCGUUUUGAGAUCCUGAUUAAUUAAAAGGAAAGAAAUCAAAGCAGGCAACUCUCCGUUUUCAAUUGAAUCAAAGAGUCAUGGAGGGGAACGUGGUCUGGUUCUUGCAGCUAUGUUCCGUGGCUUUCAGUUGGCUCGGCUUCUCCUCCACCCGCCUUUCUAAUGCUGUGAUACCAGGCCAAUAAAAUGGAAUCUGCAAAAUUGCAAAACAAAGUGUGUGUAUGUGUGUGUUUGUAUUUUACUGAAGAUAAUAAAUUGCAACAAUUUUGAAACUUAAAAAUGUAUGAGUAAUGCAGUUUUAAAGAAGCAAAAUGUGCUGGAGCAGAGUAUUUAUAGUCUCUUUUGUUAGAGGUUCUCCGGACCUCUGGGUGCAUCAGCAAACUGUCCUCCUACACGAAGGAGCUUGCAGCUGCGAUUUGGCCCCGGGCACCACUACCCAGAGUCACUGCCUAAUGCAUUUUACAUUUACACCCAUUAUAAGGGAGAAGGGGGUGAGGAGGGGUCUCCCCACCUCUACACACCCUCAGCGAUCUGUUUCCUUUUGUCGUGGCCAUAGCUGACACGUGGAAAACGUGGUGUUCGGUUUUGUUUGCCUUUAAUCUGUAAUUAAGGAUCCCUUGUCUGGGACUUGCUACCUCUUUUCUCCUUCCCUCCCGCUCCUCGGUCUUCCGCCUUCGGUCGCGUGCCGCAGGGCCCGGGACUGGCGUGAUCUGCUGGCCCGGCCGGCCGGGGCGCUCGCCUGCCGGGGGCGCGCACCGGACACCCCAGCCUUGCUGGCCGCGAGCCCCCUAACAGCGAGUGCCUAGCAUCGGAGCAGCUGCGCCCACGCUGCCCAGAGCAGGGGGAGCCAGCCAGAGGGGCUCCGGGCGGCCUCCCGUGCGCGCCUCGGGGUCGGGCCGGAGAGGGACCCGGGGUGGCCCGGCUGCCGCCAUCGCUGUGCGCUCCUGCCCCCAGCUCUCGGCUCCUGGAGAGGAGCCCAAGCUCGGUCGACGAUGUCACUCGCCGUCGACGAUGUCACUCGCCCUCGACGCCUCGCUCGGUCCUGGUCCAAAACAGAUGGGGACAGUUCUACACCUCUGCCAGCUCCAGGAAAGGAGAGAGGGACGCUGAGGUCAGAAGUCGUCGCGAACCUCGCUGGCUGCAGAGCCGAACGCGGAGGCUGCGGGGAGCAGGGGGCUCGGCGGCCGCGCUCACACGCGACCCACGCACCCUGGCACGCGCGUGCCGAGCUACCUGCAGACUCCCGCGCAGGGCGGGGCCCACGGGGCCCUGGCUCCCGCGGACGGGGUCGCUGGAGUAGAAGCGCAGCCCGCGGGGCAGAGCCUUCUCUCAGUGUCUGUUUCAUUGAUUUCGGUUCCUUGGGUCGACCAGGCUCCGUCCUCAGUCAAUGAACAGGAUGAAGGCGGGCUGAGCAAAACCAGCAGUACUGAUUUGUACACCGUCCUCUCUCGACAUCUUUUUUUUUUUAUUUAAACUCCCGAAGAAGUGGAGAUGGGCACUGAGACACUGUAGGCAGAGAUUCUGACUAUAAAUUUUGAAACACUGCUCUCUGACUCUGGUAUAUCCAGUCGUGUGAUUUGAGUCCCAUGCCCAGGGUGCUUUCUUGUCCCACUUCCUGCCUGUAUUUUGAAUCACAAACUUUGUCUCUCCUCUUAUCCAGGAUCCUAUUUCAGGACUGCUGAAGAGUACUUAAAUGGAAGUUGACGGUAGACCAUGUAAAAGCAUUACAUUGAUAUGUCACUCAUUUGCUCUAACUUUUCGAAAAACUUAGGAAAAUGUUCAAUAUUUUGAAACUUGAUUCUUUUAAAACCUCCGCCGCAUGAGUAUUGUUAUUUAUCAUUAAAGAUUCAAACGAAUGUACACAUUUAGAACUGUAGGAGGAAAUGCCCUCUGUCCCUGAUUUCAGGAGUGCCUCUUUGCUUUCUAUCCAUGUCGGCUGUAGCAUAAUUCUCUCUUUUACACCAGUGGAGAUUGUAUGCAAAAGCGCUACACAUCGGUGACCAAAUACGAGAUACAUUAGCUUACGUUGUUGGUGACCGUCCCUGGCAUGUUUCGCUCAAAUGAUUUGGAAUAUUCCUCAACCUGAAGGUUUAAAGGUAUGGAUGAGUGAGUUGGCUAAAAUAGGAGAAGCCCAGGCCUGGAAGAAAGGGAAAUGGGAGAGGGGGCCUACUAAGCCUGCACUUGGAAAGCUGAACAAGAAUAUAGGAGAAGUGCAUUUAGAAGAAACUGUAAACAAUGAUAAGCAGGGCUUUCAAAAAUCCUAAAACAGAUUGAAAUAGCUGAUUUAUUAUUUAUUCAUCACUACACAACUCUGCAAAUCUGAGACUAGUGUUUGGAAACCAAGUGUCUUCUAUUUUGUACAUCAAAUCAGCAGAUGAGCCUUCCUUCCAAACUGUGGCUCAAGGGUUAAAGCGUUAAUUUUAGGAAAGAAUCUCAGGAAAUGACAUUAAGAUCUGAUACAUUUCCCUUUUUUUCUGGCAAUAAUAUCCCCCAAAGGAAAAAAAAUACAUACUUAUUGAUAUCGUGAUAAUGUUUCUCAUUCUGAGUACAAGUGUCAGACUGAUUCCUGUUUGUGUAAGUGUUUUUAAAACUGUGAGGACACUUUCGCUAGUAUGAAAGCUGCUGAGCCAAUGGAGGGGAACUUCUUUUAACUACAUAAUAGCAGGUUACAUAGUAAACCAACACUGAUGGUCAAAUAGCCAAUUAUGGUAUAAAUAUCCGUUGUUUACAGAGAGGUGUUAAAUAAGCCUUUGGAGUACAAAGGAUUAGGGCCGUCUAAGCUACAAUUUGUUCCUCAACCCAUUAUGUGUUCCUUUAAAAAGGCCAGUGCCAUUGUAGGUAAUAUGCACACUGAACAUACUUCUCUAUGUUGAUUUUAGUUUGCUUUAUUUCAAUGCACACUGUUGUUUACUUUUUAAAAUUUAAAUAAAUGUCAGCAUUGUAUAAUUUCUAUGUUAACAAAGCAGUGAGCAAAAUCCCUUGUAUGUUUAUAAAAUAUUAUUGUUUAAUUCACAUAGUUUAGAAAUUCCAAAUGUUGAGAAUAGGAAGGAGGCCAAAUACCAUCUGUUUAUAACUAUGAUGCAUCGUAAUAUGUGUACUUUUAAAAGGAGUUUGGUCAAUCAUGCCACUAUUUUAUCUGCUCAGAAUAUGUUGAAGAUUUAAAAUGUAAUUUACAGGAUUAC
Messenger RNA from Heterocephalus glaber (naked mole-rat), 4738 nucleotides. The record is from RefSeq and is a predicted model, not a curated record. NCBI's taxonomy places the organism in Eukaryota, Metazoa, Chordata, Mammalia, Rodentia, Bathyergidae.